UCAUAGGCAGCCCAAUUUUUCAAAAGAAAGAAUUUCAUUGAUACACGUUAUCACUUUUGGUCGGCAAAACAUAAUUGGGUAAGUUCAAUUCAUCGCCUCUGCUCAAGUCUAACAAGAACACUUUCAUUCUCGUUCCCAUUUAAUAAACACACUUUUUCUUCCUACGAUUAGAAAAAGGAAAAAGAAGCAAAGCAAAGCACCCUCGGUGUAUUUUGUUCUCUUUUUCCUCAAUCUUACAAUCCAUAAACUUUCAUGGCCUCGCCUUCUUCUUCUUCUCCUCCUCAUGUGAAGUAUCAAGUUUUCUUGAGCUUCAGGGGUGAAGACACGCGUCUUAAUUUCAUCAGUCAUCUACUCAAAGCUUUAAAAGAUAGGGGAAUGCAUGUCUUCUUUGAUGAAGAUAAAUUGGAAAAAGGGGAGCAACUCUCGCAAUCACUUUCUCAAGCAAUUGCAAACUCGGAUCUCUCAAUCCUCGUUUUAUCUAAAGACUAUGCUUCUUCUAAAGCUUGCUUAGGUGAACUUUCUCACAUUAUAGAUCGCAAGCCCAAUCCCACUGACAAACACAUUGUUCUUCCCAUAUUUUACCAUGUUGAUCCUUCUGAUGUACGAAAUAUUGAUGGAAGCUUUAAGACAUCCUUCGAAGAGCAUGAUUCAAAGAGGCAAAGUGAUGAAGUACAGCGAUGGAAAGCUGCCUUUGCAAAAGUCGGUAAAUUAAAAGGGUGGCAUAUACGAGGAUGUAAAUUUGACAGAUCUGAAACCGAGUACAUCAAGGAUAUUGUUGAAUAUGUUACUAAAAAAUUGAUGAAUGGUAUGUCUAGGAGCACUUCUGAUGAAUUGAUUGGAAUAGAUGACCAGAAAGAGAAAAUUAUUAGGCUAAUUGAGCAAGAAGAUUGUCGACUAAUAGGACUUUGGGGAAUGGGUGGUAUAGGCAAAACUACCCUUGCUGAUGCUGUAUACAAGGAAGUCUCUCUAAAGUUCGAAAAUAGUUGCUUUCUUCAAAAUGUUAGUGAGAAAAUUAUAAAACAGGGGAGGGAAUCUUUACGAAAUGAACUUCUUUCUGAAUUAUUAAAUGAAAAAAAAAUUAAUAUAGGCACCCUUUUGAUAGGAUCCCCUUACAGAGAGAGGAUGAACAAUAAAAAAGUAAUUGUGAUACUUGAUGAUGUUAGUGACCCAGAUCAAAUAAAUUUUAUGGGUGUUAAACAUUUUGGUCGUGGAAGUAAAAUCAUUGUAACAUCCAGAGAUAGACAAGUACUUAACAAUGGAGGGACUAAUGAAAUACAUGAGGUGAAGAAGUUAAAUGCAAAUGAUUCUCUUCAACUUUUUUCUACAUUUGCAUUUAAGCAAUUGAAUCCAGAUACUGAUUUUCAAAAUCUAUCGAUCAAGUUUGUGGAGUACGCCCAAGGCAAUCCACUUGCUCUUAGAGUUUUGGGCUCUAAACUAUACAAAAAAUCUAGAAAAGAGUGGGAAAGUGAGGUGAAUAAACUAAGGGAAUGUGCCCAACCACAAUUUUUUCAGAUUUUGAGGAGUAGUUUUGAUGGGCUUGAUGAGCUAGAGAAGAAUAUAUUCCUUGAUAUUGCAACAUUCUUUAAAGGGGAACUAAGAGAAGAAGUAGAAGAAAUUCUACGUUGUUGUUAUAAGGGUGCGGAAUGUGUAAUAAGCAACUUGCUCGACAAGAGCCUACUUGAAAUCAUAGAUUUUGACAAAAUUUCUAUGCAUGAUAUGCUUGAAGAGAUGGGUAAAGACAUUGUUCGUCAAGAAUCUAAAAGACCUGAAAAGCAAAGUAGGUUAUGGAGUCCUGAAGAUGCGGAUCGAGUGCUCAUACAUAAUAAAGGGACUGAUCUAACUAAAGGAAUAAAGGUACGCAUGUCUCCUAUUGAUCUUCGACGGGUAAGCCCUACGGCUUUACAGAACAUGCAUAAUCUUCGAUUUAUCUGCAUCUUUUUUGGGACUAGUUGGGCUGAGAGUCGUCCUUAUGACCAAGAUGUUGAUAUUGCAUUCCUUCCUAACGAGCUAAGAUAUUUCCGUUGGGAUUAUUACCCCUUCAAAUCUUUAUCAUCAAAUUUUAAACCAGAAAAACUUGUCAUAUUGAGAUUACAAUGUAGCAACGUGGAACAACUUUGGAAUGAAGAUGAUGAUCUGGACAUUGUUAAUUUAAGGGAAAUCAAUGUUUCUGGUUGCAAUAAAUUAAGGAAGAUCCCUAAUCUAUUAGGAGCCAUCAACCUUAAAAGAGUUAUAUGUUUGUGGUGUGUCAGUUUGGUUGAACUUCCUUGCCUCAAUCAUUUGGCAUCUCUAGAAGAACUUGAAUUUAGGGGAUGUCAUAAUCUCAAGAAGUUUCCCAAGGUUCCAAAUAUGUUUAUGGAUUUCGAUUUGUCAAAUACUGGAAUAGAAGAAGUGCCUGAUUCAAUUGGGUAUCUCGACAUGCUUGAGCAGUUGGAUUUAGCUGGCUCAAGGGUAAAGAAUGUAUCAAGUAAUAUUUUAAAGUUGGAAAAACUUCAUGGUCUUGAUCUUAGUUAUUCCAUGAUCACUGAAUUCCCAGAAAUCCCAAACAACUUAAUGCAAUUAAACUUAAGUGGGACUCAAAUUAAAGAAGUGUCCUUCUGUUCCAACCAUCUAAGUAAUCUUCAUUGCUUAGAUAUGAGCUUCUCAAGUAUUCAAAAGCCGCAGUGCAAUAUCGCCCUCUUCGGCUCGAGAGAGAUAAGGCUUGAUGCGCCCACACCAAUCUUGAGGUUUAAAAACCUUAGAGUUUUGCUAAUGACUUAUUGCGACAGUCUUAAACUACUCUCAGAGCUUCCUCCAUAUCUACAACACUUCGAUGCAAAUAACUGCACAUCAUUAGAGAAAGUAUCUUUCUCAGAUCAAAAUCAAGAUCUAUAUGAACUCCAUUCUUGCUUUGUUGAAGAGCUUGAUUGUUCCAUGUUAUUCUGUAAUUGCUUCAGAUUGAAUCAAGAUUCAAUUGAUAACAUUGAGGCAAAUGCCAUGCUCAAAAUUAGACUCCUAGCAAAGAAAUGGGCAUCAAAAUAUGAUGUUUGUCCACCAAAUUUUUUUUCCUGUUUCCCAGGGAGCAAAAUUUCAGCAAGUAAGUUUGAAUAUCAAAGCGAGAAUUCUUCUUUAACUUUGAAGAUAGCUCCAAAUGGGUGUAAUAGGAGCAGAUUCUUGGCUUUUUCUAUCUGCCUUGUGGCCGACCUCAUUGGUUGCGUAAGCUUCAGUGGUUUUGACUUUAUCUGUGAAUACCAACUGACAGCUGCUAGUGGUGGUGGUCAUGAAAAGUUCAGAAGUGAGUGGCAUUGCAGGCAACAAAAUUGGGCAUCAAUGGAGUGCAUGGGUGAUCACGUGUUGAUUUUACUUAGUGGCGAUAUGGUUAAAAAUGACAAGGGCUAUGAGCAAGCAUCAUUUGAAUUCUACAUCAAAUACUACGGCGAAGAAGAUAUCAAGGUGAAGAAAUGUGGCGUACAUGUAUCUUAUGUGGAUGAAGAACCUAAGUCCCAACCCACAGCAUAAAAGGGCUAGGCAAACUUGAGCACUAAACCUAAGACCUCCAGUUGCACAAUGCUUGUCAUUUAGAAAGUGCUAUACCAACAAGAACGAGACUUAUUGGAGAAAAGAAGUUUUAGCAAUGAUGGUGAAGAAUGGGAUGGAGGGCGUAAAAGAUUGAAAUAGUUUUUGUUUCUUUUGGCUCUGCUUUUCAGGAGUAACAACUCUCAAUCAUGUCAUCUACCUGCAUGGGUAACUAGGCUCAUUUUAUUCUUCCUACUUCCAUAAUUUUUUUCCGUACCAUUUUUAGUAGUAAAUUUUAAGCUUUUAAAUUAAUUGCCUAUGAUACAAAAUGAAUUGGCUUUAAUUAAUUAAAGCCAACUAGGAUGAAUGUAACUUGCUCUGAUUUAUAAAUUGCUUGUAAUUUAGAAAGAGGUAUAUCAUUUUUUGGAAAACUGAAACGUUUUAGUUCAAAAUUAUCAAUGCUAAAAGUGGAGUUUGUGAUAGUUGUCUAUAAAA
Molecule: messenger RNA, 3987 nt
Organism: Gossypium arboreum
Lineage: Eukaryota; Viridiplantae; Streptophyta; Magnoliopsida; Malvales; Malvaceae
Product: disease resistance protein RUN1-like
Exons: 5
Coding region: 253-3495 (1080 amino acids)
Biological process (GO): defense response; signal transduction
Molecular function (GO): ADP binding
Source: RefSeq, a predicted model, not a curated record